Cyclopterus lumpus (lumpfish) is the source of this 2519-nucleotide messenger RNA. Its product is annotated as mitogen-activated protein kinase kinase kinase kinase 3-like. Bases 238 to 2430 code for a protein of 730 amino acids. Lineage: Eukaryota; Metazoa; Chordata; Actinopteri; Perciformes; Cyclopteridae. The transcript has 10 exons. The record is from RefSeq and is a predicted model, not a curated record.
GGAGAGAAGAGUUGUUCAGCUGAAAAUAAUACAUUUGUAUACCUCCUGCAGGAGCUGCAGAUGGAGGAAGAUGCUGCUGCAGGACCAGCAGUCAUCCUCAGUGGAAACGGGAGCCUGCUGAACUCUGUGGAGGGCAAGCUCAAUAAAAGUGUAAAAGACUCCAUGCUGCGGCCCGGCCAUCCUCAUGAAGACCCUCUCACUCAGUUGUUUCCUCGCAGGUGCACCUGAGUCUAUGUGAUGAACAAUGCUCUGAUCUCCAUUUCAGGUAAAGCCUCUCAGCUGUACUGCCACAGUCUGGCUGGUCUGUUUGAACAGACUCGACAGAAACAGAGAAUGACCGUUUCCAUCUCGACUCGCCAUCUGCCCGACCGCAUCCUGCCCCGGAAGUUUUCCAUCUCCAAUAAGAUUCCCGAUACCAAAGGCUGUCUAAAAUGCUGCGUUGUGAGAAAUCCCUACACCGGUCAUAAGUACCUGUGUGGAGCAUUCCAAUCAGGUGUGGUCCUGCUGGAGUGGGUGGAGCCUAUGCAGAAGUUCAUGCUGGUUAAGAACGUAGACUUCCAGCCUCUGUGUCCUCUGGAGGUUUUGGAGCUGCUGGUUGUACCCGAGCAGCCAUACCCUCUGAUCUGUGUUGGCCUAAGCAAAGGAACCCAACCCAACCAGCCCGUUAGUUUCCAAACCCUCGACCCCAACUCCUCCUGCCCCACCCCACCUGACACAGAUACAACUCUCCCUGACUCAGGUAUACGUCAUGACUCAGGUACAACUCCUCCUGACUCAGGUAUACGUCAUGACUCAGGUACAACUCCUCCUGACUCGGGUAUACGUCAUGACUCAGGUACAACUCCUCCUGACUCAGGUAUACGUCAUGACUCAGGUACAACUCCUCCUGACUCGGGUAUACGUCAUGACUCAGGUACAACUCCUCCUGACUCGGGUAUACGUCAUGACUCAGAUACAACUCCUCCUGACUCGGGUAUACAUCAUGACUCAGGUACAACUCUCCCUGACACGGGUAUACGUCAUGACUCAGGUACAACUCCUCCUGACUCGGGUAUACGUCAUGACUCAGGUACAACUCUCCCUGACACGGGUAUACGUCAUGACUCAGGUACAACUCCUCCUGACUCGGGUAUACGUCAUGACUCAGGUACAACUCCUCCUGACUCGGGUAUACGUCAUGACUCAGAUACAACUCCUCCUGACUCGGGUAUACAUCAUGACUCAGGUACAACUCUCCCUGACACGGGUAUACGUCAUGACUCAGGUACAACUCCUCCUGACUCGGGUAUACGUCAUGACUCAGGUACAACUCUCCCUGACACGGGUAUACGUCAUGACUCAGGUACAACUCCUCCUGACUCAGGUAUACGUCAUGACUCAGGUACAACUCCUCCUGACUCAGGUAUACGUCAUGACUCAGGUACAACUCUCCCUGACUCGGGUAUACGUCAUGACUCAGGUACAACUCCUCCUGACUCAGGUAUACGUCAUGACUCAGGUACAACUCCUCCUGACUCGGCUAUACGUCAUUACUCAGGUACAACUCCUCCUGACUCAGGUAUACGUCAUUACUCAGGUACAACUCCUCCUGACUCGGGUAUACGUCAUGACUCAGGUACAACUCCUCCUGACUCGGGUAUACGUCAUUACUCAGGUACAACUCCUCCUGACUCGGGUAUACGUCAUGACUCAAGUACAACUCCUCCUGACUCAGGUACACGUCAUGACUCAGGUACAACUCUCCCUGACUCGGGUAUACGUCAUGACUCAGGUACAACUCCUCCUGACUCAGGUAUACGUCAUGACUCAGGUACAACUCCUCCUGACUCGGCUAUACGUCAUUACUCAGGUACAACUCCUCCUGACUCAGGUAUACGUCAUUACUCAGGUACAACUCCUCCUGACUCGGGUAUACGUCAUGACUCAGGUACAACUCCUCCUGACUCGGGUAUACGUCAUGACUCAGGUACAACUCUCCCUGACUCGGGUAUACGUCAUGACUCAGGUACAACUCCUCCUGACUCGGGUAUACGUCAUGACUCAGGUACAACUCUCCCUGACUCGGGUAUACGUCAUGACUCAGGUACAACUCUCCCUGACUCAGGUAUACGUCAUGACUCAAGUACAACUCCUCCUGACUCGGGUAUACGUCAUGACUCAAGUACAACUCCUCCUGACUCAGAAAAACCCCAGAGUUGUGUAAUCCACAUCACUCAUCUGGAGAGGGACACCGUCCUGGUCUGUCUGGACCGUUGUAUAGAGAUCGUAAACCUUGAGGGUAAGCAGAAGUUCAGUAAGAAGCUGUCACCUGAGCUUACCUUCAACUUCCAGAUAGAGUCGAUUGGUAAACUGUCUGCUUUCUUCAGUGAGCCACGGAAUGCCAUUCAGUGGGCUGUGAAAGUUGGUUCUUUAUUCAUCCAAAUGAUCUGAGGAAUUCACAUAAAUAAAAAACAUCAAAUUAAAGUGCAUGAUUUCAAUGACCAGUUGCAUUUAAAUACCACCACGUCAGCUAUGACACA